AUUUCGUCUUUUGAAAAUUAGUAAAAAAUUACAAUGUCCACAAUAUAGCAUAAUAUAUUUACGAAAGCUUGCGAAAGUCAGAGCAGUCUAAACAGUCCCUAAACUACAUGUAAAUGGUUUUAAACUGCCCUUAAAACGAAGGGCACGCCCGGGCAAGCUUUUGAAAGUGGGUCAUGUCAAACCGGAAGCCAUCCAUUGAUUGUCCCGUAAUGUAUUUUCGCGAUGUUAUAAAAAUGCCAGGAAUCGUUAUUGGUAUCUCUAUUUGGCAAUAGAUAUCACUGUAUGUGUGUUGUUUUCUUAUUUUUAGUAUUUGAUAGUUCAUGUAGAUCUAUGAUUACUGUAGAUGUCCAUCUUUUUUAGGCGUCUUAAGACUAAGUCUUAGACUUUUAUUGAAUGUUGUUGCAGUUAAGUCAUACGGCAUGCAAUGAGUGACAUUCCGAGCCAAGAUCAGUUGAACACCCAACAAGAUUUGUUUGAUAGUGAGCAGGAUUUGUUUGACAGCCAGCAACCUGAACAGGACUUGUUUGACAGCCAACAGCUUGAAGAGUCGUUUGACAGCCAACACUCUCUGUUUGACACUGACAGCUCGCCGAACAGAACAUUUACUGAUCCGCCGAGUCCUAUAUUUCCCAAGCGCAGACGCAUUGCUCAUGUAGAUGUGACGUCAUCUCAGGCAUCAACAGUUCCACCUGAAGACGUGGUAUCAUCUGAUUCUCAAACGUCAACAGUUUCAUCAGAUACGGUCCCGUCAUUCCCAGCUUGGUUCAACAUUAUAUAUGAUGGAGAUGCAGCCAUAUAUACUUACCACCAUCUAGAUUCUGAUAUUGACUCAGCUGAUCUGCAGAUACUCAUAUAGGAAUUUAAGGUUUGCAAGAUGAACCAACUGAACAAACUGACAGUAUUUUCAAACAGCGAUCAUACCAAAACAGUGAACAAUGUUGAUAAAUUUGACCUCAGGUUUUUUGUCGAUAAAUAAAGAUUACUGUGUAUUAAAUUUUUUUUUCUGAAUUUCUGACAAGAUUGUAGUUAAAACUUUGUCAGAAUAAUUCCAUAGUUAAACAGCUCCAAAUUAAGGUGUUAUAACAAACUUUUAACACAAAGCUGGGAUUAUUAGACUAUGUACAUGCAUUGGCAGAAAAGUUCGCAAUUUUUCAGAUUUUCAAAAUCCAUUUUCUCCAUUACUAAUACAGAUAUCUUGAUGAAAAUAACACUAUAUUGCUGCAUUUUUCAAGAGCUUUAAUUUGAUAUAUAACACUCUAUGAUCAUCUAAAAUUUUGAAAAAUGUCCGACA
Molecule: messenger RNA, 1291 nt
Organism: Ruditapes philippinarum (Manila clam)
Lineage: Eukaryota; Metazoa; Mollusca; Bivalvia; Venerida; Veneridae
Exons: 3
Coding region: 425-856 (143 amino acids)
Source: RefSeq, a predicted model, not a curated record